AUGGGUUAAGAUAAUAUUCAAGAUACUGAAGUACAGAAACAAGAAAAGCCUUACGCUUAUGAGAAAUACUUAAGGUUAUCUUAACUAUUAAAAAAGCUAAAUAUUUAGGAUUCAUGCAGAACUUUAGACUGUGCUCAUUAAGAUGGGUGCUUAUACAAUAUUUUUAAUUAAUUAUUUAAAGGUUUAGCAUUAGGUUACGCUGCUAAGACAACUUUAAAUAUUGUUAGUACAAUACUUUAGUACAAAAAAGUAAUAAAAAACCCAUUAAUGUUCAUUAAAGCACUAUUUAAUGGAGAAUCUUUACGCUUUGCUUUAUUUCCAGCCGUUUAUAAUGUUGUGAUGUAGACUUCUUUAUGUCUUAUGAGAAGAAAGGGAGUUAAUAAACAUAUUUAAGGAUUUGUAAGUGGGUUUUUAGGAGGUUAUUUAGCUUUAGCCACUAGACAAAAAUAAAAUAGAAAUAUUUGGGGAGUUAUGUUACUUGCAAGAGCUGUUGAUUGUAUUUAUAAAUCUAUGUGUAAUAGAAAUAUAAUCAAAAAAAGAGGUACAGACUAUACUUUGAUGUUUUCCUCAAUGUAUCUAGUCUUUUCAAUUUGUUAUGCCUAAGAGCCAGAAUGUCUUCCAGCUAGUUUUAACAAAUUUUUGAGAGCUUUCUCUAACGAACAUGACGCUGAUUUGAAGUUUAGAGGUUGUUGGAUAGCUAAAUCAAAUUUAGAAUUGAUUAAAAAAGGAAUACCUCCACAUAAUGUUGAAAAAGGCCUCCUUUUAGAUUUUAAUAGAAAAAGAUGA
Messenger RNA from Tetrahymena thermophila SB210, 786 nucleotides. RefSeq names its product transmembrane protein. The record is from RefSeq and is a predicted model, not a curated record. The transcript is spliced from 2 exons. Lineage: Eukaryota; Ciliophora; Oligohymenophorea; Hymenostomatida; Tetrahymenidae.